GAAGGCAGCAGUGUGAACUUCCUCCACCUGUCGCACGCACGCACGCGCGCGUAAACACACACACACACACACACACAAACUCCCCUCCACUCGCUCCAUGUAUCCACAGUUUCCAGACCCCCCACAGGGAGUCGCUGUAAAUACGGUGUUGCCAGUUCGAAGAGAAACCCCCUCUUUCAGCGGAACACUGUGUGUGUGGCGCAGCAGCUGAGAAUGAGGGAUUACAACACACCGGAAAUGGACACCGAGUGGAAAACAUGGAUCAACUGGAACGGACUCGGAGGAGGAAAUGACCGAGGAGGAUGAAGAGGAGGAUGAAGAGCAGCUAAUCAGUGGCUGCAACGCUGACAGUUCAUAGGGAUUAUUUUAUGACAUGUGACCGGACACCAGGGGUUGUUCCCUGUUCCUCCUGGAGACCAAAGCGGUGCAUUUUACGCACAGUUUACGCACACUUCUUUCUCCAGAUUGCUGCCUGACAUCAUCGGCUGUUGGCUGGCUGGGAAUGAAUCAUCGUCUUCAUCAUCAGGGGGGGUCAGGGAUGCUGUCACUGUCACUGCACCCUUAAAACAUACACACACACACACACACACACAUACAUACACACACACACACACACACACACACACACACACACACACACACACAUACACAGAGAGAGAGAGACGUACACAAAGCCACUCUGCUCCGGUGUUUUGGUGUUUUGGGGAUUUGGGAAGCAUGGAGGAAAUCCUGCGGAAGCUGCAGAAAGAUGCGUCCGGACACAAGCAUAGAUCCCUCCGCGAUGCCUGCGUCUACGCCCGCGAAACCCUGGAGUGUCAGAAUGGAUCAUCCAAGAUUUCCCCGUCACAACUUCGAGAGCGCUGCCUGCUGCCUCUACAGAUGGCUCUGGAGUCCAAAAAACACCAAACUGGGGACAAAACAGCGCUCACUGGGAUGCAGGACAGGUUGGGGGGGGGGGGGCGGUGGGUGGAGGUGGAGGUCGUGGAGAAGCAGCUGCUAAGCCAGAUGUUGGAGGCCAUCAGAGUCACUCCCUCCCUCCAUGAAGACCUGCAGGUGGAAGUCAUGAAGGUGCUGCUGUGUAUCACCUACUCCCCAAACUUUGACAUCAACGGAGACUCCAUCCUCCGGAUCGCUGAGGUGUGUAUCAAGACAUACGUGUCCAGCUGUCACCAGCGCAGCAUCAACACGGCGGUCCGAGCCACGCUGAGCCAGAUUCUGGGAGACCUGACACUGCAGCUUCGACACAGACAAGAGGUCACACACACACACACACACACACACUCAAACUGCCAGUCGCUGUGUGAAGAUGUGGUGACGGUGCUGACAGUUUUCUGUGAAAAGCUGUGAGUCAGUGAUAACCAGCUGCUGCAGCUCCUCUACCUGGAGUAUCUCUCCAUGCUCAGCAGCUGUCCUCCCACAAUGCACCUGUCCAGAGGGUUCACAGACCUCGUUAUGCAGCUGUGUCCGUCCCUCGUGGCGAUCAUGGGAAAUCCUGUCAACGACAAAACCAUCACCUCCCACCACGGCCACAUGGGGGCGCCGGACCGCCCCUCGGACAGACUGAGUCUAGGAAUGGGCCAGGAUGUGGAUCUCUUCGGUGGGGGGGUAUCGGAUCAGGGUCGAGGGUCCGGCUGCUCCUCUAGCGCCCCCGCCAGGAUCGCCCCAGUGGUGCGGACUGUGUGUUACAUCGCUGCAGAGCUGGUGCGUCUGGUGAACUGCGUGGAGUCCAUGAAGCCGGUUCUGCAGUCGCUCUAUCACCGGAUCCUGCUGUACCCCCCCCCUCAGCACCGCACAGAGGCCAUCCGCAUCAUGAAGGAGAUUCUGGGCAGUCCUCAGCGUCUCUACGAUCUUGCCGGUCCAUGCGUGGCCGAACCUGAAACCAGGAAACGCUCAUUUUCCAAGAGGAAGUCUCACCUGGACCUUCUGAAACUAGUGAUGGAUGGGAUGACGGAGGCCUGUAUGAAGGGAGGCAUCGAGGCGUGUUUCUCCUCCGUCUCCUGCGCCUGCGCUCUCCUCGGGGCGCUGGAUGAACUUUCUAAGGGCCACGGCAUCCAAUCAGAGCAGGCUCGGCUGCUCCUCAGACGUCUGGAGGACCUUAAAGACGGUGCAGAAUCGACCCGGGAGUCCAUGGAGAUCAACGAGGCGGACUUCAGGUGGCAGAGACACAUCCUGGCCUCGGAGCAGCCUCCCUGGGACCCUAACUCCUCCAGCGUGGCCCCCAAAGAGCGAAGCCCCGACAUUAGCAUUAGCAUCACCACCGAAACGGGCCAAACAACCGUGGACCUGGAGGUGGCGGUGGAGGAGCCGAGCCAAACCUCUCCUGAAGAUUGUGAGGAGGAAACACAUCUCCCUUCACCAACUACUGGAGACGGGACCAAAUGUGAUCCGAUCCUGGAGGAGAACCAGUUGGAGGACGGAGGAUCGGAGAAGGAGAGACUGGGAGGAGGGGAGAGAGGAGAGAGAGGAGAGAGAGGAGCUGUGGUUCCUCCAGAUGUGGUGCAGAGGACUCACGGCCUCGUUUACCCCGACAUCACCAACUUCCUGUCUGUGGAGUCAAGGACCAGAACGCACCAUGGGGCGGGAUCGAGAUACAGCGAGAGCAACUUCAGCAUGGAGGAGCAGGAUUUGUCCCGGACAGAGUUCGACUCGUGUGAUCAGUACUCCAUGGCAGCAGAGAAGGACUCGGGUCGCUCCGACGUGUCCGAUAUCGGCUCCGAUAACGUGUCUCUGGCUGACGAGGAGCAGCAGACGCCCCGAGACUGUCCGGGUCAUCGAUCGCUGCGCACCGCCGCGCUGUCACUCAAACUGCUGCGCCACCAGGAGGCGGACCAGCAGAGCGCGCGCAUCUUCGUGCAGUCGCUGGCCUCGCUGCUUCCUCGUCUGUUGGGACUGAGAACUGCCGGCGAGGUGGACCUGUCGCUGCAGAAAUUCUCCUCCAACUUCUGCUCCGGACUGCAAGCUGGGGGGAUCCACUCCCCAGGUUUUCGAGGCGGGGCGACUCUGAGCUGUCCGUCUCUGAUGAACGCAGACGGUCUGUAUCUGGUGUCGUACUCCGCCCUGCAUGCUCACCCUCAAACUGUGCUGCUGCGACAUUACAGGAGGAGGACGCUCGCUCCCAUCCUCUGCCUGAAGGAGUUUGGCCGUCUGAUCCAGAGCAGUGGGGUUCUGGUGGUUCUCUCUCAGGCGUGGAUAGAGGAGCUGUAUCACCAGGUGUUAGACAGAAACCUGCUGGAGGAGGGGGGGUACUGCAUCUCUCAGGAGGACCAAUCAGUGGCCCUCAUCACCAUACUGACAGAUAUCGACGGUCUGGGCAGCAGUGCGAUUGGAGGUCAGCUGAUCAGGAGGGCAUCCAGCCAAUCACCACUCAGCGUUGAUAAGACAGGAAGUGACACGGUGACGGCAGGUGCUGUGUUCUCCCGCUUCAUCCUCACCGGUGUGUGGAAGAACCUGAUCGACGUGCUCUCCACGCCGCUGACCGGUCGCAUGGCGGAAGCUCUAAAGGCCUGGCGUUCAUUUUGGGGGGCCGAGGGGAUGAAGGAGCAGAGCCAGAGGGAGAGAGACACAAUCUGUCUGAGUUUAGACGGACUCCGGAAAGCUGCUGCGCUCAGCUGUGCUUUAGGUGUGGCAGCUAACUGUGCCUCAGCUCUCGCCCAGAUGGCUGCUGCCUCCUGUGUUCGAGAGAAGGAGGAGAGGGAGGUGGGGGAGUGGGAGACCGCCAUCACACAAGUACGGACGGAAGUGAAGCACCGUCUGGAGCAGAUGUCUCGUCCUCAGGGAGUGCGUCUGCACACGGCUCACGUGUUGUGUAUGGACGCCAUCCUCAACGUGGGGCUGGAGAUGGGCAGCCACAACCAUGACUGCUGGCCCCACGUCUUCAGGGUGACAGAGUACAUCAGCUCAUUGGAGCACACACACUUCAGCGACGGCUCCAUGCACCCUUCCUCCCUGAACCCCCAUCCUGCAGCAGGGGGGGGCCCGUGGACCCUGGGGGCGGAGCUUAGCUGUGAUCCCAGCACAGAGGCUUCGGAGCUGGGCCUCAGUCAGCCCGUCAUCCAGCCUCUUUCCAUCCAGGAGCUGCUGAGGGGGGGCAGCCUGAUGACGGGGAACAGCCAGAUGACUGGGAACAGCCAGAUGACGGGGAACAAGGGGAACAGCCAGAUGAGGGGGAACAGCCAGAUGAGGGGGAACAGCCUGAUGACAGGGAACAGCCUGAUGAGGGGGGGCAGCCUGAUGAGGGGGGGCAGCCUGAUGACGGGGAACAGCGCCGCCAAGGCCGUGUGCACGCUGUCCACACAGGCAGACAGGCUGUUUGAGGAAGAAGCAAAGAAGCUGAAACUGGUGGCUCUGGUUGGUUUCCUGCAGCAGCUCAGGAAGGCUUCUCAGUGUACAGCUGUUCCACUCUGGUGACCGAGACCGGGAGACUACUCACUGGCAAUGCCAGGAGAGGCCAAAUCGACUCUGGAGCGACGCAGCGCUCUGCAUCUCUUCCGACUCGGCGAGGCAAUGCUGAGGAUCGUCAGGAACAGGAACCGGCCCCUGCUGCACAUGAUGAGGGCCUGGAGCGUCGUGGCCCCCCACCUGGUGGAGGCGGCCUGUCACAAAGAGCGCCACGUUUCCCAGAAGGCCGUUUCCUUCAUCCACGACGUGCUGACGGAGGUGCUAACGAGCUGGGCGGAGCUUCCUCUCUUCCACUUCAACGAGGCGCUGUUCAGACCCUUCGAGCACAUCAUGCAGCUGGAGCUGUGCGACGAGGACGUGCAGGACCAGGUGAUCACCUCCAUCGGGGAGCUGGUGGAGAUGUGUUCCCCUCAGAUCCUGUCGGGAUGGAGGCCUCUGUUCAGCGCUCUGAGGACGGUCCACAGCAGCAAGACGGAACACAAGGGGUACCCUGGGGAAUACUCCAUGGGUAAAUCUCAGGCUCCGGUGUUCGAUGUCUUCGAGGCGUUCAUCAACACCGACAACAUCCAAGUGUUUCGCCAAACAGCAGCCACCGACUACAUCAUGUGUCUGAUGAAGUUCGUCAAGGGUGCAGGGGAGCAGGACUAUAAGGAGAUCGGAGACUGUCCUGCGUCAGGUUUCAGCUCCACUGACCUCUGCCUGCCUGCGCUCGAUUAUCUCCGAAGUGCGUUUGAUUGGCAUCUGCUGGCAAAGAUCUACAGGAUGCAGUUGAAGCCGGUUUUUUUGGGGGCGCGGCUCGCCAGCCUGCCAAUGAGAUCGCAGGAACGCUCGGUCAGCACGGAGGACGGGAUGGACUGCGUGCUGCAGGAGUUCGACGACGAAACAGGUCUCAUCCAGGUGUGGAUCUUGUUAUUGGAGCAGCUCACAGCGGCAGUGUCAAACUGUCCUCGUCAACAUCAGCCUCCGACCCUCGAGCUGCUCUUCACUCUGCUCAGAGAGGUGUCCACUGUGCCAGGUCCGGGUUUCGCCAUCUUCUCCGUCAUCCAGCUGCUGCUUCCUGUGAUGUCACUGUGGCUGCAGCGUAGCCAUGGCGACCACUCCUACUGGGAUGUGGCGGCGGCGAACUUUAAACACGCCAUCGGGCUGUGCUGCGAGGCUGGUGGGGUGGAGCAUGUCAACAACUUCAUACACUCAGAUAUUGGCUAUGAGUCUCUGAUCAACCUGAUGCUGAAGGACCUGUUUAAGCUGCUGGUCUCCUGUGUGUCAGAGCCAGCAGAGACCAUCUCCAGAGUGGGCUGCUCCUGCAUCAGGUAUAUUCUGGUCACGGUGGGUCCGGUGUUCACAGAGGAGAUGUGGAGGUUAGCCUGCUGCGCUCUGCAGGACGCUUUCUCUGCUACACUGGAGCCUGUCAAGAACCUGCUGGCAUGUUUCCACAGCGGGUCGGACAGUUUCUCCGGAGACGCCUGUGAGGUGAAGGUAGCGGCUCCGUCUCACUCCUGCAGCCGAUGGCCGGAGUACUGGAGGAUCAGAGCCAUGGCUCAGCAGGUCUUCAUGUUGGACACCCAGUGCUCUCCAAAGACGCCCAACAACAAGGAGGGCUUUGAGCACGCUCAGUCCUGCGUUCUGAUCAUCGAGCUGCCGGCCGACCAGCAGGCCAACGGACACGCUCAGAAGAGGAUCCCGUUCCGCACCAUCGUUGUGAGCCUGCUCUCGCACCAGGUGCUUCUGCAGAAUCUGCACGACAUCCUGAUGGAGGAGUUCGUGAAGCAGCCUGAAGGAAGUGAGAGGGUCACGCCGGGGACCUCUGACCCCAGCAGGGCCUCCGCCGGCUUCCUGCGAUACAUCUCCAUGACCAACCUGUCCAUCAUCCUGGAUCUGCUGCUGGACUCCUACAGGACGGCGCGGGACUUUGACACGCGGCCCGGUCUGAAGUAUCUGCUGAUGAAAGUGUCCGGUGUGUGUGGAGCGGCUAAUCUCUACCGUCAGUCGGCCAUGAGCUUCAAUCUGUACUUCCAGGCGCUGCUUUGUGCCACGCUGAGCCAGGCCGAGAACAUGACCGCACAGCAGGUGAAGAGGCUACUGUUUGAGGAAGAGGAGGGAAGCUCUGACUCUUCUCACCCUGGAUCCGCCUCCUCAGAGGACGAAGACAUCUUCGAAGAAACAGCACAGGUGAGCCCCCCUCGAGGUCGGGACAAGCGUCACCCCUGGCGAGCGCCCGUCCCCUCGCUCAGCGUUCAGCCUCUGAGCAGCGCUGACUGGGCCUGGCUGGUGAAGCGUCUCUACAAACUGAUCCUGGAUCUGUGCAGCAGCUACAUCCAGAUGCACCGCGACCUGGAGAGCACUCUGGAGGAGGUGACUCUGCUGAGAGGAGGGGGGGUAGCAGGAGAGCACGUCUUCUUCCUGCCUCUCUUCCAGUCAGAAACCUCCACUCCCACCUCAGCAGGGGGUCUGUCGGCCAGGGAGACGCCUUCAGAGGACGGAGGGUAUCGGUGUCGGGAGGCGGAGAGCACAGCGUCACCCGGAGACACUCCAACCCCAAGUCCAAGCCCCGGAUACAGUCUUCCCCUAAACCUGCGACAGGGAAGCGACCGGAGGGACUCCACCCUGACAGGAAGCUCAGUGGGAGGAACACCUGGGAGGAGGAAGGAGUGGUGGGAGAGCGCCGGGAACAAACUGUACACCAUCGCCACGGACAAGACCAUCAGCAAGCUCAUGAUGGAGUACAAGCGCCGGAAACAGCAGCAGCAGAGCAACGUCAAUUUGUUCAUGAAGGAGCAGGGCCGCGGUGGAGGGGGGGGGGGCGGAGCCACAGAGACCCCCCUGAUGAGACCCCAACAUCUGGUGGACCAGCAGGGGGGGGGGCCCCCACUGAGGCACUCUGUCAGCGCCGGGCCGGAGGUACUGAGGCAGGAGAAGAGACCCAGAUCAGGGUCCACCAUCAGCUCCCACAGCAUCACCCUGAGGGACUCGGAGGCCCAGAUACAGGCGUGGACCAACAUGGUGCUGACGCUCCUGAAUCAGGUGCUGCUGCUCCCGGACUCUUCCUUCCUGGCUCUGCUGCCGGCGCUCUACCCCUGCGUCAGUCAGCUGACCUGUCACGUGACCGACGCUCGAGUCCGCCAGGCGCUCCGAGAGUGGAUGGGCCGCGUCGGGAGACUCUACGACAUCAUCGUGUGACGACUGGGCGAAGACAUGCAGACGGUUGAAGAGCGAAGUCUGUGAAGGACGUUCAGAUUAAGAGUAGAAUGAGGAUCAAUGCUGUCAUGUGAUGGCGCCGCUGAUUGAUGAUUGGCUGACGUAAUGGAAAGGUGAGGCAUCAGAAAACAACUGUCUCUGAUGUUUUCGUAUGGAUUUGUGGCACUUUGGAAGAACAUCAUGUGACUUUAAAUGGGAGGUUUUGAUUGGCAGAUGAAGAACAGAGGAUUCAGUUGCUUUGUUUAUGAUGGACAAGUUGUUUUUGUUGUUGUUGUUGUUUUAAAGGGAAUGUGCCUCUUGUUAUUUUGUUCCUGUACUGUGUCAAAAGCUUUAAAUAUGAUUUGCUGUUCAUCAGUUUUGAGGGAAACUGAUUUGCAGAGUUGCUCAUAAUCUAAUGACAGCAUUGUCAUGUUGUCCAAGGGGAUAAAUAAUACAUGAAUGACAUGAAGCUAUUGUUACGGAAGAGGAUUAGCACUACAAGAUAUUUAGAGAUCUGACCAAUAGGGUUUGUUUGUUUUAGUUCUGAGAUUAAAAUCUGAAUUCUGAGAAAAAAAGUUGGAAUUUUCAGAAAAAGUUAAGAUUCUGAGAAACAAGUCGGAAUAUUGAAAAAAAGUAUUUCCCCCCCAAAAAAAACGGAAUUUUGAGAAAUAGUCGGAAUCUUUAAGAAAAAUUCAGAAAUCUGAAACAGUUAGAAUUUUGAUAAAAAGUCAGACUUUUUAGAACAUUUUUAGAAAAGUCGUAAUUCUGAAAAAAAGUGGAAUUAUUACUUUUCUCAGAAUUCUGACCAUUUCACUCUAAAAUGAAAUCUAAAAAAUGUCACACGUGGCCCUCUUUCUCAACCACAAGUCCUGGUGUGGAUGCAGACGUAAAUGUGGACAAAAACAAUGAAUUAUUUUCAUUCUUACCUCCAUUAUUUUUCUUUUGACUGCAACAGUCAACUGAGUGACCCUGCUGAUCAGCUGAUCUCUGAGAAAUGUCUUACAUAGUGCCAGAUCAGAUGAAGGUCACAGAGUGAAAGCAAAUUAAAAAAUACUGUAAUUGUAUUUAUUUGUUUAUUUAAUGCUGCACAACCAAUCAGUCAGUCAGGCCACAUUAAAUACGCUGGAGAAACAUGUCUUUGCAUCUGAUCUGAUUGUAUAUUAACGUGUGUCGCUGCAAUGCAUUUUCUAUAUCCAGCUUUAAAAACUGUGCGCUGAUCUCUUUGACAGAAUGUUUAUUGUUUGAUCUCAAACUCUCUGAAUCAAACCAAAUCCCACAUACAGUUUGUGUAUUUUGAAAGCUUAUGAUUUACAUGUGUGUAUAUAAAUUAUAUGUAUCCAGUUUAAAUUAUUUAUUAUUUAAGAUAUUUAAAGUGUGAUUUUCUUUACUUCCACUUGAUGCAGUGUGUGUGCAUGUGCUUACUGAUUGACAUGAACAAGGUACGAUGGAAGUGUGACCAACUACCAACUAUUGUUAAAAUGCCAAAAAGAGCGAUCACAUGACGUUACAUCUAAAUACAAACCUGUCUGUAAUCCGAGGCAAAGAAGCAGCUUUUACACACAUUUUAAAGUGUUUAUUUUGGGUCAAUUGCCUUUCCAAUAUCAAGUCAAAACGUUCCAAUUGUAUUCAUAAUAUUUCCACAUUUAAGGCGAGCACAUUUCCCUGAAAACAGAUCCUUGCUCCACAGAGGAUACACCCUUCAGAUUCCAAUGACCAUCUGCCUCACUGAAGAUCUCAUACUGUAUGUAAUCUGCUAGGUUGUACGCUUGUAUAUUUAUAAUUAAAACGCCACUAAAAUCACAGUAAGACAGUUA
Messenger RNA from Trematomus bernacchii (emerald rockcod), 9386 nucleotides. It is a transcript of the gene arfgef3, whose product is annotated as ARFGEF family member 3. Lineage: Eukaryota; Metazoa; Chordata; Actinopteri; Perciformes; Nototheniidae. The record is from RefSeq and is a predicted model, not a curated record. Gene Ontology annotation, molecular function: guanyl-nucleotide exchange factor activity. Gene Ontology annotation, biological process: regulation of ARF protein signal transduction.